CUUGACGAGAGCGGACACCUCCGGAAAAUCGUCGAAAUUCCGAUUUAUCCGACCAGAUUUUCGAACCUCGGAAUGAAAGAAAUUAGUAUUUUAUCGCGAAUUAUCCGACCGAUCGUGCAGUGGUGCAGACGCGUUCCCGUACCGGAAACCGGCACGCGCUUUCGGUAGAUUAGGUUUCGUGAUUGCUGAGACAGAGGGAGGGGGAGGCGGCGGACGAGCCACCUACGGUAGUGGACAGGGUUGAGCGGGGGAGUAUCUACGAUACGCGACCGUCAGAAGUCUCGCUCGGUCCGCUCGUGUUCCUACUGGCUUCCGUCGCGUCAGCUGUUCCCGUCCGGCGGAGUAGUCGAGUAGGAGGAAGUAGAGGCGCGCAGCGGCGCACGCACAGAGGCGCAGCGCGAGAUAUCCCACUGUGGUUCGUGGAGCGCGAGAACGCACGCACGUACGCACGACUGAGCACGGCUCGCCGCCCGGGAUGUCCGCGUGCCCGAAGAUGCAGCAGCAGCAGGCGAAUGGCGACGGUGUCGUGGCAUCGCCGAGGAAGAAACAGCGCACCUCGAAUGUAACAACGGGCGACUCGAUAUCGAAGGUUACGGUGGUGCUCGGCGCGCAAUGGGGCGACGAGGGCAAGGGCAAAGUCGUAGAUAUGCUGGCGAUGGACGCUGACGUCGUCUGCAGGUGUCAGGGAGGAAAUAAUGCAGGGCAUACUGUAGUUGUAGAAGGUGCCGAAUUCGACUUUCACCUUCUGCCUAGUGGAAUAAUCAAUCCCAGGUGCAAAUCCGUAAUAGGCAAUGGAGUAGUGAUUCACUUACCUGGUCUGUUUGAAGAACUGGAAAAGAACGAGUCUAAAGGACUUAAGGACUGGGAGGACAGGCUUGUAAUAUCAGAUCGGGCGCAUAUAGUGUUUGAUUUUCACCAACAGGUCGAUGGGCUGCAAGAAUUGGAAAAAGGUACACAGUCAUUGGGAACUACGAAGAAGGGUAUAGGGCCGACUUAUUCAAGCAAAGCUGCUAGAAAUGGGCUCAGAAUCGGGGAUCUUCUUGGGGACUUUGACAAAUUCUCCCAGAAGUUCAACACCUUGGUUACAUCCUAUCAAAAGAUGUUCCCUGCGCUGCAUGUUGAUAUUAAAGCGGAAUUGGAGCGUUACAAAGAAUAUUCCGAACGUAUUAGGCCGUAUGUGAAGGAAACUGUAAAAUACUUACACCAAGCCCUGAAGGAUGGUAAAAAGGUUUUGGUGGAAGGUGCAAAUGCGGCAAUGUUGGACAUUGACUUUGGAACUUAUCCGUACGUAACAAGCUCGAACUGCAGUAUAGGCGGAGUGUUGACGGGUCUUGGUUUACCUCCUAACACGAUCGGCGAGAUAAUCGGUGUUGUAAAAGCGUACACCACCAGAGUCGGCGACGGGCCAUUCCCCACAGAAUUGUUGGAUUCUACUGGGGAGCUACUGCAGAAGAGAGGCCAUGAAGUUGGUGUAACCACAAAGCGAAAAAGACGCUGCGGUUGGCUCGAUUUACCGUUGCUGAAGUUCACAGCACUAGUUAAUGGAUAUACCUCGAUUUGUUUAACAAAACUGGAUAUUUUGGACACCCUGCCGGAGAUAAAAGUGUGUGUCGGAUACCGGUUAAAUGGAAAGGACAUCGACUAUUUCCCGAGCAGUACUUCAGAAUUAGUGAAGGUCGAAAUUGUGUACGAGAAAGUUGAGGGUUGGCAGUCCACUACCGAAGGUGUACGAUCGAUAGACAAACUGCCUACGAAUGCGUAUAAAUAUAUACGAAUGAUAGAAGAAUAUUUGAAUGUGCCAGUCAAAUGGAUCGGCGUAGGAGCAGGUCGAGAGAGUGUAAUUGCCCUCUGACGAUAUACAGUUCGCAAGAUGUUACUUAAAAAGCACACAAUAUUAAAUGUAUUAUUAAUUUUAAUUUUAUCUGUAACAUUUACAAUGCAAAGCUGAUAAGCGCACACAAAGAGAAAGAUUUUAACAAUAAGUUUUCAGUGAAUGUAGUAUUAUUGUUGAAUUUAAGUGACACUAAAUGUACACACACAUAACAUUGUA
Dinoponera quadriceps is the source of this 2050-nucleotide messenger RNA. It is a transcript of the gene Adss, whose product is annotated as adenylosuccinate synthetase. Gene Ontology annotation, cellular component: cytoplasm. The coding region runs from base 476 to 1852 and encodes 458 amino acids. Gene Ontology annotation, molecular function: GTP binding; adenylosuccinate synthase activity. The record is from RefSeq and is a predicted model, not a curated record. Lineage: Eukaryota; Metazoa; Arthropoda; Insecta; Hymenoptera; Formicidae. Gene Ontology annotation, biological process: IMP metabolic process; 'de novo' AMP biosynthetic process. The transcript has 6 exons.